Aspergillus aculeatus ATCC 16872 is the source of this 448-nucleotide messenger RNA. RefSeq lists its product as uncharacterized. The coding region runs from base 1 to 402 and encodes 133 amino acids. The transcript is spliced from 2 exons. NCBI's taxonomy places the organism in Eukaryota, Fungi, Ascomycota, Eurotiomycetes, Eurotiales, Aspergillaceae. The record is from RefSeq and is a predicted model, not a curated record.
AUGACCUGGGCAGUGUACCACUAUCUCCAAGAGUUCAAGGGACCCGCCAUCGUCGAGUAUAACGUCGCGGUCGAAAUCUGUGAUAUCCUGUUCUGCGCAAAGAACCGCCUCCGGUUGCAGUCGUCCACCGGGACCCUGGGCUGCUGGGUGGAGCUCCAGGAUCCGGAAACAGAUGAGUGGAUGCUGUACGCGCUGACGUCCGCGCGCAGUGUCCUGCCUACCGAUGCACAUGUUGAGUCCUGUGCUCAGAAGGGAGAGAACACCCCGGCUUUUGACGAGUGGAAGACAUAUGGCGUACCGUUCCGAGACGCCACAGCGGCUAGACUCCUGGUUGAUAGCCCAGGCUUGUAUGAAAUCACAAUGAACACGGACAACCUCGAUGAUUUUCGCACGAAAGUAUGAGGACAAAAUGCGCUACGAACAUUUUCAAGCCGCGCAAGCGCAAAAC